Messenger RNA from Cladophialophora carrionii CBS 160.54, 843 nucleotides. RefSeq lists its product as uncharacterized. NCBI's taxonomy places the organism in Eukaryota, Fungi, Ascomycota, Eurotiomycetes, Chaetothyriales, Herpotrichiellaceae. The transcript has a single exon. Bases 1 to 843 code for a protein of 280 amino acids. Gene Ontology annotation, biological process: glutathione metabolic process. Gene Ontology annotation, molecular function: glutathione transferase activity. The record is from RefSeq and is a predicted model, not a curated record.
AUGGCAACAUCAACACGCUCGUCCAAGCGCCAAAAGACCGACGGCUCGGCAGCGGACUCGGGACCAACUUCCGGGACGAGCAACGGCGACUCCUACCGUCUAAUCUACUGGCCUGGCAUCCCCGGACGAGGCGAACACAUCCGCCUGGCCUUCGAAGCCACCGGCACAGCCUACACCGAUGUUGCCAACACGACAGACGAGGGCGUCAACGCCGUGCUCUCCCAAAUCAGCGACAAGAACCUCGGCGACGAAACCAACCCGCCGCCUCUCGCCCCUCCGAUCCUGCAACAUGGCACUGUGCUCCUCUCCCAGACGCCCAGCAUCCUCUCUUACCUGGGCCUGCGACUCGGGUUGGUCCCCGACCCCAAUGAGGACCCAGCAGGCCUGUACCACGUCAACGCCCUGACGCUGACGGCCCUGGACGGCCUGUCCAACGAACCGCACGACACGCACCAUCCCAUCGCGCCGGGAGCGUACUACGAGGAGCAGAAAGAGGAGGCCAAGAAGAAGGCCGCCGACUAUCGCGCCGUCAGGCUGCCUAAGUUCCUUGGGUAUUUUGAACGGGUGCUCAAGGGGCCGGCGUCACAGGGCGGCCAGUAUUUGUACGGCGGAAAGCUGACCUACGCGGACUUGGUCCUCUUCCAUACGUUGGACGGGGUGAGUUUUGCGUUUCCCCGCCGUGUGCGCCGCUUGAGGGAGACGGGGGAUUAUGAUGCCGUGUGGGGUCUCUAUGAGCGCGUCAAGGUUCUGGAGAAGGUGAGUGCGUAUCUGGCCAGUGAGAGGCGCAAGGGGUAUAGUAUGGGGAUUUAUCGGCAUUAUGAGGAGUUGGACGACGAGGAGUGA